AUGAACUACUCCUCCAGCAACGUGCAACUGAAAAGAUCACCUUCCCUGAUAUGUGGACCAACACCUGCUGCUCCCAUCCUCUCGGCAUACCGGGCGAAGGAGGAUCUGAAUUGGCUGAAGCUGUCAUGGGAGUGA
Molecule: messenger RNA, 135 nt
Organism: Sclerotinia sclerotiorum 1980 UF-70
Lineage: Eukaryota; Fungi; Ascomycota; Leotiomycetes; Helotiales; Sclerotiniaceae
Exons: 1
Coding region: 1-135 (44 amino acids)
Source: RefSeq, a predicted model, not a curated record